AUGGCUAGAUGGGAUGAGAUUUUGACACUUCCAGUGCAGAAUCCACCAACCUUGGAGUUUUCUGCUGCUGAUAUUGUAUGGUCCAGGGUGGAAGGCUGGAGAGAGCAGAUGGAUAGGCUUGCACUCAUUCCCUUCUCCCGCGUAAAUGAUUUUGUAAGAGGUGAAUCUAAUAAUAAAGAGUGCCCCACUAGAUUCCAUGUUGAAGCAAGGAGAAGGCGUCCUCCUGAGAUGGCUUACAAACCAAAGGUGGAUGGGAUUCUUGAAUAUAUUUUGUAUUGGUGUUCCUUUGGUCCAGAUGAUCAUAGGAAGGGUGGUGUUGUUCGUCCGAGUAGGAAUUAUACUGCAAAGAGGAAGACUCCUGCUGGCCGGCCAAAUACAAAGAGAGGUUGUGUCUGCCAUUUCAUUGUAAAGCGACUUAUAGCUGAACCAUCAGUUGCACUUAUCAUAUAUAAUCAAGAUAAGCAUGUGGACAAAAAAGGGUUACCCUGCCAUGGCCCAAUGGACAAGAAGGCUGUUGGAACACGGGCAAUGUUUGCACCUUACAUUUCAGAUGAGCUUCGUCUGCAGAUUAUGUCUUUGCUCUAUGUUGGUGUUCCUGUAGAAACUAUCAUGCAGAGACACACUGAAAUGGUAGAGAAGCAGGGUGGACCAUCUAAUAGAGAUGAUCUUCUCACCCACAGGUACGUCCGGAGGUUGGAGAGGAAGAUCAGGCGUUCCAUGUAUGAGCUGGACGCUGAUGAUUCUGUGAGCAUUGGCAUGUGGAUUGAAAACCACCGGGAUCACAUUUUCUUUUAUGAGGACUUCUCUGAAACAGAUCCUUUUGUUCUGGGUAUUCAGACGGAGUGGCAGCUUCAGCAGAUGAUUCACUUUGGCAACCGGAGUCUUCUAGCAUCUGAUUCAAGGUUUGGCACAAACAAGUUAAAGUAUCCAAUAUACAGUCUCCUUGUUUUUGACUCAAAUAACAACGCAAUCCCGGUAGCUUGGAUUAUAACACCAAACUUUGCGAACGGGGACAUACAUAGAUGGAUCGGUGCUCUAUAUGAUAGAGUUCAUUCAAAAGAUCCGACAUGGCAGUUGGGUGGUUUCAUUGUUGAUGAUCCUUCAGCAGAUGUGCUUACCAUCAGGGAGGUGUUCCAAUGUUCAAUAUUGAUCAGCUUCUGGCGUGUUCAUCAUGCAUGGCGUAAAAACUUGAUGGAAAAAUGUUCAGCACCAGAGAUGCGUGCAAUGAUGUCAAGAAGGCUUGGAGAAGCAGUAUCCAGUAUUUGCAGAGGAAGUGGUGAUAUGCAUUUAUUUGAUGCUUUCCUCGAAGAUUUUGUUGAUUGUUCAGAUUUUUUAGACUACUUUAUGGCGAUAUGGUUUCCCAGAAUCGGUGUAUGGACUGCUGCCUUAAAAGCUCUUCCUCUUGCUAGCUCAGAGGUUUCUGCAGCCAUUGAGUGCUAUCAUCACCUACUGAAACUGAGGCUGUUAAACGAGAAAAAUCCAAGUGUUUACCAGCGUGCAGAUUGGCUGAUCGAUAAGUUAGGUACCAAGGUACAUUCUUAUUACUGGCUGGAUGAGUAUUCUGGGAAAGACAAUUUUUCCCGUUACUGGAAGGAUGAGUGGAAAAGUGGUUUAACAUCAUGGCGCCAGGCAUUGCAGAUUCCUGACUCAGAUGUUGUAUUAGAUGGUAAGUGCGCCAAAGUAGUUAGUCAGAAAGAUCGAGAAAAGAUGCAUACUGUAUUGAAUCCAGGUUCCGAAUUUGCUAUUUGUGACUGUGGCUGGUCAAUGAUGGGAAAUCUCUGUAAACAUGUAAUCAAGUCAACUAAGAUAUAUCGUGAUAGGGGAUUGGCUGCAUCAUCAACAAGUCUCUUUGAGUAUAACAGGACUUUGAUGAGUAUACUUAACUGCCCACCACACGAUUCUGUAAUCCGUGACCAUGCAGUUGCUUUGGCUGUUUGUGUUCAGACACAGUUAAAUGCUCUAUUUGACCAGGAAAAUAGUGUCACGACAUCAGGUCCAAGGGAGGAGCAAACAACUAAUGACCAGAGCGUAUCUGCCACUGAAAACUUUGACAAUGCUGAUAAAGAUUUGAUAAAUGGGUGCCAGUCAGUUUCUGACAACAGGGAUGAAGUUUCGGGAAAUAAUAGCCAUUCUGUUGCCAAGAAGAAUAGCACUGCAGUGGAAAGCAUCAGCAACAAUGGGCCAGAUGCUGUUAUGCAAUCUGUUGAGGUUCCAAGUAGGUUGUUACCCACUGAGCAAUUGGCCAUUGAUGAUAUUUCUGCAAGUAACUGUGCAGAGUAUGAAACAAGAAAUUUGUUAGAUAGAGCUAACACUUCAAUGGAUGCUUGCGGUGACUAUGACGCUAUCCAUGUAGCAAAUACUGAUCAAGUCGGUGAUGGUGCUCUCCAGAACUCCAUUGCUGAAAAAAUGAUGGAUAUUGAUCCACACCUUCAGGUCUUCCCAACAGCAUCAGGUUCUGGAGUUUUGAAUGGUCUUGCAAAGGAAGAGAAUGCUUUCCAAGUAUCUGGUGUUUUAAUAGACAAUAAAAUAAUGGAUAAAGUUUCAGAAGCUCAUUCCUCUGAUCCUAUGGUUAUUGACUCAGUCGGGGUCUGCAAUGGUGUCUGUGAUGGUACUGAAAAGAAUCAGUUGAUUGUCCAUGAGCAUCAGGGAAGCACUGUUGAGACUUCCAGUCUUGACCAGAAUGAUGGGGCGUUAGGCAGUAGGAUUGCAGAUACUGUGGAGAAUAAUGGUAACAAAGGUACGAUGAUUGGUAGAAAUUUAGCUGACGGUAAUGGUUGUGCUGAUGUUGAUGGAGAUGUUGAUGGAGUAUUUGGAAUGUCGAACCUUGGAUCUCAUAACCCUGAUGGUAAGGAAGUGGAUGCCAAUGAGGUAAACAUUUCAGAAAUGGACUUGAGACCUUGCUUCGUUUUUGCUACGAAUGAUUCCAGGGAGAAUGUUUGCAUUGACCAGUUCUUGGAUGUUGCUCAAGCUGAAGAGAAGAUUAGUGCUGAUAUUAGGGAGAAAGUAGUAGAUGAUGGUGGUAGGCCUCUAGAAGAAACUACUAGUAAUGCACAAACAAGUUCAGACAUUGGCAGAUUUGACCCAAGUGCAGAUAAGCACUCUUCUGUGAUGGACAUUGAGGUUUCUACUAAUCCUGUUGAAGAAGUUCAGGUUGUUAAGGAUUCCUCUGGUCUUGAUAGGAAAGAUGGCGUGGAAGUAGCAAUUGAUGCUUCAUCUGUUAGUAAUGGGACUUCCAAUGACACAGAGGAGGAGUCCAGUAAUGGUCAUGUUGUACAUAAUAUGACACUCACUGAAUGUUCGGCAUUGGGACAAUAGUAAGUAGUGUCUUGUGAUCCCUUAAAUUGAUUACUUCCUAGUGUGUCAGUGGAGACAGGUUCCACCUGCGAAUAUUCGAACAUCAUUGAUAUUUGAAAGAAACUGCACGGGAGAAGAUCUGGCUUACUGUUUGGAGCUAUACUGAAUGGAGAUAUGGAGAUGCAAGGGAAGGGGUCUGGACUACCAUCUUCCCGGUAAUAUUUGUAUCAGCUUGGCUGGGGGUAGUAAUGUUUGUGUGCCAUCUGGAUAUUUGGGGAAUUAUGAGCUACAUGUACCGGUAAAAUUAGAUCGAGUGACUUUGGAUAUCUCUUUGCAAGGAAAGUGCCUGUGUAGCUCCUGAGUGUUAGGUGUGGUCGGACUAAUUCCCACGGAAGCUUCUUCAGAUUUUCUGCCACAAAAAGUCACUACAGCAUCUCCCUGGGGGUUCUGAUCUGCUUGCCAAAUGGCUCGGUGCAUCCUCCACCACCCACCCCCCACCCCCUGGAAAACAACCAAAAAAAAAGAAAGAAAACAAAGAAAAAAAUGGGAAUGCUUUGAAGGUGGUUCGAUCUGGAGGAUGCCCAUGAGGAACUUCACUGAGGAUUAUCAGACCAACAAUCCUGUGCAUAUAUACCUAGCCUGCAUAUGUUCAUUUGAACAUCAGUAAGCAUUGUGGACCUACCUUGAGUCAUUUGUUUGGUCGUCUUUGUUCUAUAGCCUGCAUAAUUCCCAAUUUGGCUAAUUGAUGAUCAUGAUUCUUUAAGCUGAGUGCGGGUGCGUUGUUUGGCAAGCAAGGCUUGUACAUUUUAAGUAAGAACCCUGCUUUCUAGUUUCCAAAAUGUGAUUACUAAUUAGAGGACAUUGGGUACAUACACUUUGACUUGACAUGAUUUUCAUUUUUGUAUGAUUGAUUUAAGCUUUAGCAAUACUUAAUUACAUAUAUCUUAGUA
Elaeis guineensis (African oil palm) is the source of this 4244-nucleotide messenger RNA. The record is from RefSeq and is a predicted model, not a curated record. NCBI's taxonomy places the organism in Eukaryota, Viridiplantae, Streptophyta, Magnoliopsida, Arecales, Arecaceae.